Molecule: messenger RNA, 735 nt
Organism: Echinostoma caproni
Lineage: Eukaryota; Metazoa; Platyhelminthes; Trematoda; Plagiorchiida; Echinostomatidae
Source: the annotation of a GenBank genome assembly
AUGAAGCCAAAUGGGCAUCAUACAAUCGUUCUACGAUCAAGUCUCCUAAAACGGCUUCGUGAUCUGUCUGGUCGCAUCCCGAUGGUGAACGAUGUAUUUGAUACCAGCGUGUUGCAACCAUUCUAUCAAGAUUUGUGGCAUAAAGUCUACAUGGAUGUGGAUCUACGGAACAAAGCGGUGGAAGGGAUUUUCCUCUACGAUCCACGCUAUCCCGGUCGAAUGGACUCGUUGGUGGACGAGGCGAAAUCCAACAAGAUCUAUUGUCAGUCUCAAUUCGUCGAAAUUUGUCGACGAUUGGGUAUAGUCCCACUGGAAUUUAUGUGUCUACAUCAGAGUACGUUUUUGCGUGUAUCUAACAACCGAAUGAGAAUGUCCUAUUGUCUCUAUCGUCGACUGUUUAUGGACGAACUGAUUGGAACUUUGGAGAAAACAUUUCCAUUUACGACAGGCCUCCUAAAACCGAUUUUAUACAUGUCACUGACUGGACUGCUAGUGUGUUCUCAUCCGGACACAGAUGAGGCUCUUUGGAAUAGUAUCUUUGUGCCCAUUGAGAUGCACGUGAAACUGAAGUCAGCUUGUAUGAAACCGCUGAAUCCGUUAACUAUGAACUGCACCGUGAGAGAAAGAUUUUCCGUGCUUAAAGUAUACGACUCCGACUCAGUUACUGAGACUAUGAUCCCUGCGGUUGGCUUAUUUCAUCCGAGUGAAGGUGUGCACAAAAUCGAUCCGAGCUAG